AGCGCUUGCGGCUCGAGCAAGAGCAGGAUGUUGUGGCUGGUGCUCGCGGUGGUAGCUUUGGGCUAUGCCGCCCCGCAGCUGAAUUUCUUGGUGGCCAAACCGGCUUUGCGCGGCGCAGGCAUUCCGCUGCAUGGAACCUCCAGUUCCAGAGAAUCCACCAGAGGCACUCAUCUCAAUGUUGCAUUCGGUGGCAUGGCUUUAGCAACUUUGGGUGUGGUGGCCACCCGGCGGCAGCAACGUCUUGGCACUGCUAUGCGAGCAGUGACCGAAGUGGCACAGGUGAAACUAUCCAAGAUCAUUGGCGGAAAAGCCACUCCAGCUCCCCCAGUGGGUCCCGCCAUUGGCGCCUUCGGUCUCAACAUUGCUUUCUUCGUGAAGGAAUACAAUGCCCUGACAGCGGACAAGGUUGGCGAGGCCUGUCCUUGCAUUGUCCAUGUGAUGAGUGACAAGAGCUUCAAGAUUGAGCUGAAAACUCCAUUGACCGCAACGCUGUUGCACAAGGCAGUGGGGGCAUCCAAAGGCUCUGGUAAAGCAGGCACUGACAUAAUUGGCACCAUCACCGUGGAGAAAUUGGAAGAAAUUGCCAAGAUCAAGUUGGCAGACUUAAACUGCGAUGACAUUAGCCGCGCCAUGAAAAUCGUCCAUGGCACCGCAGUGGCGUCUGGGAUCAAAGUGGAAGGCUACGAAGAGUGGCUGGCGACAUCCGUCCCCAAGCCCAAGUCCAUCAUGGACAGAUACGGACCAGGAGUUUCUAGGUUGCCUGCUCCAUGGGGUGAGGGCCCGCCUCUUGAGGGGGCAGAUGAGGCCGAAGCUCCUGAGCCUGAACCGGCUGAAGCCUAGACUUGAACACACCAGACUCCAAGAAAAGA
Messenger RNA from Cladocopium goreaui, 869 nucleotides. The record is from the annotation of a GenBank genome assembly. Lineage: Eukaryota; Dinophyceae; Suessiales; Symbiodiniaceae.